AUGCGCGUGGAACGGGUUAAUGGAAUUUGUGGCCCUAGGGGCGCACUCUCAUCUAUAGACUUCCAACCACACUCAGAACACAGAGAAACACAUAGGUUGGCCACCUCUGGCGGACCUACGAUCAAAAUUUGGUCAUUAGAGUGGCCAUGUCCACAAUCGGCCGCCAAUGGGGGCCCUAAUAACGUAAAAUGGCAAUGCUUAUAUACCAACUCAUCGCACUCUCCCUAUGAUGUUGUCUUAGUUAGGUUUUCCUUUGAUGGAAGGCUACUCUUGAGCGUUAACUCUAGGGGAACCGUUAUCAUACUUAAAAUGAAAACCCCCCGGGUUAUAAACGUAUCUGCAAAUAACUGCACGUCUAACAAGCUGGAAUUACCAGCUAAUGUCGCUAUCAGCGCCUGUACAACUGCAGCCGGUGAGGACUGGCUCGCCAUGGAUGAGUUGGUGUGGCCCAGCGAAAUUGGGCAGGUUGCCGAUGCUUGCUGGGCGCCGGAUAACAGAUCCGUCGCUGGAGGUGGUUCUAGCGGGGUAGCAGUACUGGACAUCUACACCAGGCAGGUGGUAGCCAUGUUUGGCGUGCCUGGGACCGGCGGCUGUGUGGUUGAAAGCGUCAAGUCGCUGAGCUGGGACCCCAUGACAAUUUUCAUCGCAAUAACCUGCACCACAAGUUUUUCCAUGUGGAGACGCGCAAAAAAUGAUUCAUCAAAUAGCUACCACAAGUGGACUUUCACACUUGAAAAGUACGUGCCAACCCAUUCGUUGUCUCAGCUCAUAUCCUAUAGACCUUCUUGGUGUCCAAGGGGACGGCUGGUAUCAGUGCCUCUGGAGUCAGAUUUAGAUGCGAAAAAUGCAGUUAAAAACGAUGCGCCCACGAUGGGGUGUAAUGUGUACAUGAUUGAUAAGCCAGAAAAUGGAUCCAGCGUCACGAAUUCACCCAUGCGACUUUUGGGGCAUGUUAACAAAGUUACCAAUGUCAGAUUUUCAUCCGACAUUUUAAAAUUCGACGAAUACCUUGGGGGUGCAAAAGUGGCGCUCUUCGCUCAGACGAGCGAAGACGGCGUACUAUCUGUAUGGACUUUGGGCUUCGAUGGCAACAAUUCCAAAUGCUUGGUGGCCGUGUCUAGUUUAUUGGACGAACAAGUGGCAGUGAGCGAUCUGGCCUGGGGGAAUCGUGGCAGUUGGCUUGCAAUAGCACAGACAUGUGGCGGUAUAAUUCUCCUAGACUUCAAACACUCUGACAUUAACGCCACAUUUUACACAAAUUGGAUGAGGGGGAGAAGGGUACCUGAUACGUCGCCGCCGCAAAUUGAGGCCGAUCCCAAUUCUCCAUGCACGGUUAACUCCACUGCCAACACUUCUGCCGAUCAAAAUAUUGAUGGUUAUACCGUCAUUAGCAAGGGGUUUGUAGGCCUAGGCGAUUAUUGUGGAAAUAGGAUUUUUGAAAAACAUUCAAAAAUCCAAACCCCGCUCCAGGCACAGAGAAUGGUACAAUUUGAGUCUACUCGCCCUGUGUACUAUGAAGUUAUUACGUGUUUGUUGGCCUUACCUAGCAAUUCUGGGGUUUCUGACGAUGAGAUGACUUGGCUCGAUAUGGAUUCAACGCAACUCACAACUUCGUUGGUGUCAGCUCAAAUAGAUUCGGUAGAAAAUAUCACAAAGGCGCCCCUAACCACCCCGAGUUUAGCUCCUACAUUAAUGGCACCAGCUCCAAUUGUACAGGACAAGCGAGGGAAAAGAGGCAAGGUCCCGGGGAAACCUAAUAUAACACCUUCUACAACUCUGCCAGUGCACACUUUAAUUUCACCCACUCGCAUUGCGAUGGCAAGCUGCGGUGUAGUCACUUUAAUGAACGCAGAGGGCAAUCUAUGGAAACCAGUAUUUACCAUAAAUGUGGGCAGGGAAGUGCUGGUCCUAUCGAACGAUAAUGGUUACCUUGCUAUCAUCACCAAGGCUAACGAUGUACCUUCUGUCACUGUAGUCAUAGAAUCUACUGGACAAGUUGUUAUGGCAACGAAUCUAUUGGGCGAAUCACUCACUAGGGAUUCAGUUGUUCGCACCAAAAUUACCGCCACUUCACUUGUCAUUGCAAUUUUUAAUAGGGGCAAAUCCUUCACUAUCAACCAUCUGAGCAACGGGAUAUUCACUCGUGUUAUAGAAAUGGGGAAUCAACAGAAGGAAUUCCUCCACAAAGUAACUGGAUUUGCAAUUUUGGACACAACUGCCAAUAUUAAUUACCAACAAAGAGGCUCGUUGCACAAUAAUGACAGUUUUAUCGAGAUUGAUCUACUGGUAUGUAUAUUUAAAACCAGUGACGGGCACGUGCAUCUGUGCCCCGCAGUGGGCAAAUCAAUCGGCAGGGCACUGCCUCUGGAUGUGGGUAAAGUUGAAACGCCCCCUGCAAACGGACCAGAUGCACUGAAGGAAUGUUUUAAGAUUUGCAGUGAUAGAUCUACACGUCCUUCUUUGAUGGCGGUGGCAUCUUGUCUCCUUGGAAACACCACCGAAUUUACUUACUGGUACUCAUCCUUACUAUCGCAACUUAUCAAGGAACAACGCAUUGACCUCUUGUUUCGCGCUAUUGAGACCCUGUUCAAAUCUAAAAUUUUACCUUUAGAGACUAGCGAAACGCUAGUUAUCGAUGACAAAAUUGACAAUCCAUUAUACAGGCGAUUUCUGAAGCAGCUUCCGCUAAACCUGGAUAAGAUUGCGGAUGGGCUGAUCUAUCCCAUAUUGAGGGGGGAAUUCAAGGGGCUGCCUGGGCCAAUCCCCGGGGCCCAUGAUCUACUAGCCAACAUUCCCAUGUGGAUACGCGAGAUCCAACUAUCGCAGCACGACUCCUGCCCAAACAUCUCUAACUAG
Messenger RNA from Babesia microti strain RI, 2856 nucleotides. RefSeq lists its product as hypothetical. NCBI's taxonomy places the organism in Eukaryota, Apicomplexa, Aconoidasida, Piroplasmida, Babesiidae. Bases 1 to 2856 code for a protein of 951 amino acids. The record is from RefSeq and is a predicted model, not a curated record. Gene Ontology annotation, biological process: DNA-templated transcription; chromatin organization. Gene Ontology annotation, cellular component: nucleus; HIR complex. Gene Ontology annotation, molecular function: protein binding; nucleosome binding. The transcript has a single exon.